AUGCUUGAAACAAAAUGCCAAAAGUUAUUGGAUGAACUAAAUGGAAAAACUGUAAUGGUGGAAGAAAUUAAAACCAAAAGUGAAAUGUUUGAUGCAGUAAAGCUAAAAGCCUCAAACUAUGAAGAAGAAGCCAGAAAAUGUCAAUCAGAAUUAGAAUUGGUAAAGAGAUCCCUUGAUAUUGCAAGAGAGGAAAAAGAAACACUUAAUUUGGAGCUUACAAACCUUAAACAACAAGUUGAACUACUUAAGAAUGAUAAAAUGUAUCUAACAAAAGAAAUUGAAAAUAACUCAAACAAAUCGAGUAAGAAUGAGGAUGACAUUUUGAGAUUAGAAAAUAAGUUGAAAGAAAUGAGAAAAGAAAAAAAGACACUUUAUGAUAAACUAUUAUCAACAAGAGAGGAGUCUAAAACUGAAUAUGAAAGAAGUCUUCAAGAAGAAAUUCAAAAGCUAAAGGAAAAAACUCAAAAAGAUUUGGAUAUUAUCAAGCAAAACUCACAAGAAAAUUAUGAAAGAGAGAAUAGAAUGUUAAAAGAAUCAAAAGAUGGGGCCGAAGCUCAAGUAGAAAAGUUAAAGAGACAAGUGGAAGACCUAAAGGAAACUAAUACUAAUGUUAUGAUGGAGUUUAGAACCCUCCAAAGUACCCUGGAAAAGCAAAUCAGUGAGAUUAGGACACAAGCAAACCUUAAAAUUUUUGAUAAUGAAAGAUUGCAAGUGUCUCUUAUGGAACAUGCAGAAAAUCUGAAGCAAUCAAAGAUUGAAAGUGAGAUUAUGAAGAAAAAAUUAGAUGUUCUCAAAACAGAAUAUUAUUCUUUGCAGAAUUCAACUGGAAAAAAAAUAACAGAGCUGGAAACAACUCUCAGUGCUGUAACUAAGGAAUUGAACCAAUACAGAGACCUUGAAAGAGAUUUGGACAAAGUUAUUGAAACAUACUCUCCAGAUUAUCAAGAAAAAGAUGGUCAUGAAAGAAUACUUAGUGAGUUAACUGCGCUAGUACCAACAAAUAUGGGAAGAAGAGUAAAGUACAGUCUUUACCUGGCCAGAAAAGUUUCUGACUUGGAGAAACAAUUAACAGAAAAAAGAGAGAAAGAGAAGAAAGACCAAUCAACUAUUUCAAUGCUCACUGAAAGAUUGAACAAAAUGAAAAAACAAUUUGAAACCUCAUCAAAACCAUACAACUAUCUCGUCACUUCUCUUGAAGACAAAGACAGAGAAGUAGAGUUGAUGAGAAAGGAAUUCAAAGUUAUUGAAAAGGACUUGAAACAUUUUAAAAAAGAAAACGACAAGCUUAAACGAACCAAUAUCAAACUAGAACAAGAUUUGGAAAAAUUGCUUGAGCAAAAGAGUGUUACCUCAAAGCUUCGUGAUUUACUUGUAAAUAUGAAACAAGACCAGGAAAAUUUCAAUCCUUCUGCUGCCGUUGUUAGCAAAUUUAUUAGGAAUGGCAUUACAGAAAGAGAUUAA
Messenger RNA from Naegleria gruberi, 1461 nucleotides. RefSeq lists its product as uncharacterized. The transcript has a single exon. NCBI's taxonomy places the organism in Eukaryota, Heterolobosea, Eutetramitea, Acrasida, Naegleriidae. The coding region runs from base 1 to 1461 and encodes 486 amino acids. Gene Ontology annotation, cellular component: centriolar satellite. Gene Ontology annotation, biological process: cilium assembly. The record is from RefSeq and is a predicted model, not a curated record.